AUGCAUCAGAGACAGUAUCCAAUCAUAGUAGCUUAUGCAUUGACAGAUUAUCGAUCGCAGGGACAAACUAUGAAAAAUAUGUUCAUUGACAUGGCGAGGCCUCCGACAGGAAAGCUGAGCCUGUUCAAUUUAUAUGUUGUGCUUUCGUGCAGUCACGGCCGGAAAACAAUAUGGAUACUCAGGAAUCUCAAUGAAAACAUGUUUCAUGAACCUCAUGACGAGAGAUUGUUGAUGGAAGAUGAAUGA
Laetiporus sulphureus 93-53 is the source of this 246-nucleotide messenger RNA. RefSeq lists its product as uncharacterized. NCBI's taxonomy places the organism in Eukaryota, Fungi, Basidiomycota, Agaricomycetes, Polyporales, Laetiporaceae. The record is from RefSeq and is a predicted model, not a curated record. The transcript has a single exon. Bases 1 to 246 code for a protein of 81 amino acids.